This is a messenger RNA of Symbiodinium sp. CCMP2456, 417 nucleotides long. Lineage: Eukaryota; Dinophyceae; Suessiales; Symbiodiniaceae. The record is from the annotation of a GenBank genome assembly.
AUGGCCGAAAGCUCCAAGGAAGAGCUGACACCGCAGCAGGUGCAAGCAACAUACCAGCAGAUAGAGAAGGAAUGCUCCGUCAUGAUUAACAAGAUCGCAGAGCUCGAGCAAGAGCUCAACGAGCACGCUUUGGUGAUCAAGGCUUUUGACAAAGUCGACUCCACGAGAAGAUGCUUUCGCAUGGUCGGUGGCGUUCUGGUAGAGCGCACUGUCGCAGAGGUCAGACCAGCUGUCGAGUCCAAUUUGGAGAAGAUACAGCAGGCCGUGAACCAGCUCCAGGAACAACUCAAAAAGAAAACUGAGCAAAGGACACAAUUCAUUCAGAAGUACAACUUGAAUCAGCAGAAACAGGCCGCUCCUACUCCAGCACCCGAAGCUGACGCCUCCAGCAAGGGUGGGGGAAGCGUUCUUGUUUGA